UCGCGAAUAUGGCUGAGAUUUCGUAGAGAAUGGAAUGAAUUGAACAGAGACCAGCUACGGUGGGAAAGACGGACGAGGGGAAUAGAUGUUUGUGAAAAUACGAGUAAGGGAGGCACAAGCCGGGCGCAGAGAUAGGCCCCGGGACUUGAGAAACAUCGGAUGUUCUCGGGUGCGACUGCUAUCUGAUGUCGAGCCAGGCUGCUGGUUCAGAAGGGUGAGUUCAGGUCUGGCGAUUCAAUGAGUGGAAACGGGUCAUCCGAGCGUUUGGAAGUUGGAGAAAUGCGAGCACAAGUGUCGAGGAGAUUGAUUGACGAAUGUUAUCGCUUCAAAGUUUCCGCAUUUGAGCCCUUGACCCACAUCUGGACCUCCAUGCAACUCCAUCACUUAUUUUUGAACAGGGACGGCCAAGUGGCUUGAUGGAUGUCGAGCCUCGCCGCCGCCAAGAGACGGCUUUGCCUUUUCUCUCAGUCGCAACCGUCUCACCUGCGCUGUCCGUGGCGCUCGGAGGGGCUGCGGGAAGAAGCGAGAAAGUUGACGAUGCUCGACAGCCGAGACUCGUCGAGUCCCUUCGCAAGUCUCUCCUUAUCUCAGCCCUUCGUCGCUCUCACUUCUUGGUCAGUACAGCAUAAUGCCGGGAUAUAUAGAGGGGGCGCGGCGUUGUGUCUGCGAUAGUUAAUACGGAGUACCUACGAGAGAUAUUUAGAGACCGAGGAAAACGCUUAAUGAUAACUCGCGUAUCGUCUCGUUUUAUCUCCCGUUUCCCUCGCCGUCGGCUAUGUCUCCUCGAGUGUCU
This is a messenger RNA of Parathielavia appendiculata, 793 nucleotides long. RefSeq lists its product as uncharacterized. The record is from RefSeq and is a predicted model, not a curated record. The transcript has a single exon. Lineage: Eukaryota; Fungi; Ascomycota; Sordariomycetes; Sordariales; Chaetomiaceae. Bases 417 to 629 code for a protein of 70 amino acids.